Ascochyta rabiei is the source of this 2952-nucleotide messenger RNA. RefSeq names its product Leucine--tRNA ligase. Lineage: Eukaryota; Fungi; Ascomycota; Dothideomycetes; Pleosporales; Didymellaceae. The coding region runs from base 1 to 2952 and encodes 983 amino acids. Gene Ontology annotation, molecular function: ATP binding; aminoacyl-tRNA deacylase activity; leucine-tRNA ligase activity. The transcript has 2 exons. The record is from RefSeq and is a predicted model, not a curated record. Gene Ontology annotation, biological process: mitochondrial translation; leucyl-tRNA aminoacylation. Gene Ontology annotation, cellular component: mitochondrion.
AUGGCGGCGCGGGAGCGCGCUGCAGCAGAGGCCAGCAUCGAGGCGCUCACGGCCAAGUGGCAGCCGCACUGGGACGCCCUGGUCGCGGCCCAGCUGGAGCCCGCUCCCACCCAGGGCAAGGCGUACGUGCUGCCCAUGUUCCCCUACCCCUCGGGCACCCUGCACCUCGGCCACCUGCGCGUCUACACCAUCUCCGACGUCCUGGCCCGCUUCAAGCGCAUGCAGGGCUACCGCGUCCUGCACCCCAUCGGCUGGGACGCCUUUGGCCUGCCCGCGGAGAACGCGGCGAUGGAGCGCGGCCUGCAUCCGGAGAAGUGGACGCUGCAGAACAUCGCCGCCAUGAAGGCCCAGAUGAAGCUCAUGGGCGGCCGCUGGGACUGGGACUGCGAGAUUCGAACGUGCGACCCCGCCUUCUACAAGCACACCCAGCGCCUCUUCCUCAUGCUCCACCACCGCGGCCUCGCCUACCAGGCCGAAUCCCUCGUCAACUACGAUCCCGUCGACAAGACGGUCCUCGCAAACGAACAGGUCGACGCCCAUGGCUGCUCCUGGCGCUCCGGCGCAAAGGUCGAGAAGCGCAUGCUCAAGCAGUGGUUCCUGAACAUCAAGCACUUCCAGGAGCCCUUGCUCAACGACCUCACCACCCUCGCCGAGAACGGAAGAUGGCCGGACAAGGUGCUGGCCAUGCAGAAGAACUGGAUUGGCAGGUCCGAGGGCACGAGGCUCUGGUUCGACGUCGAGGCUCACCGCCGUCACGUGCAACUCGACCCCGUCGACGUCUUCACCACACGCCCCGACACCUUGUUCGGCGUCCAGUACAUCGCCCUCUCGCUGACCCACCCCAUUGUCCACCGUCUGGCCCCACACGACGAUGCCCUGAGAGCUUUCAUCUCACGCGCAAAGCACCUGCCGCUCGACACCAAACAAGGCUACCGUCUUCCACACGUCCUCGCCCGCAACCCACUCGCUCAAGUCACAGGCGCCACCGACUCCGCCAUUCCCAUCUACGUCGCCCCCUACGUCCUGGACGACUACGGCUCCGGCGCCGUCAUGGGCGUGCCAGGCCACGACGCCCGCGACCACGCCUUCUGGACAACCAACGCUGGAGAGGAGCCCAUCAAGGUGGUCAUCACUGCCAGAGCAGGCGCCCCUCCUCGGCCACUGCACCCUGGCAGCAAAGACGAUCAGAUCCUGACCGCCAGAGGCUUCCUCGCCCCUGAUGUUCCCGAGUUUGCAAACAUGCCCUCGAAGCAGGCCGCAAAGCUCAUGGUCAAGAAGCUUCAAGCGUCCGGCAAGCGUGCAGAGCAGACUGCCCACUGGCGCCUGCGCGACUGGCUCGUCAGUCGACAGCGGUACUGGGGCACGCCCAUCCCCAUCAUCCAUUGCCCAUCCUGUGGCCCGGUACCUGUUCCGGACGCCCAUCUGCCUGUGGAGCUGCCCCAUCUUCCCGACAGCUUCUUCCGAGGAAGAUCGGGUAAUCCCCUCGACGACGACGAGCACUGGAAGAAGACGUCGUGUCCGAAAUGUGCCUCGCCAGCCCAACGCGAAACCGACACCAUGGACACCUUCAUGGACUCGUCCUGGUACUUCUUCAGGUUCUUGGACCCCAACAACACGUCGUCGAUCGUGAGUCCCCAAAAGGCGGACAGAGGCAUGUCCGUCGAUCUCUAUGUCGGCGGUGUCGAGCACGCCAUCCUGCACCUUCUGUACGCUCGCUUCAUCUCAAAGUUCCUGGCUACAACGCCCUUGUGGCCAGCAGGGCGCUUGGUCAACGGCGAGCCUUUCAACCAGCUCAUCACCCAAGGCAUGGUGCACGGCGAAACCUUUACCGAUCCUGAGAACGGACGCUUCUUGAAGCCUGACCAAGUCGACACAACGUCCCGAAACCACCCCAAAAUCAAAGCCAGCGGCCUGACUCCAAACGUCAGCUUCGAGAAGAUGUCAAAGAGCAAGUACAACGGUGUCGAUCCCGCUGCCACCAUCGCCAGAUACGGCGCCGACGCCACACGCGCCCACAUGCUGUUCCAGGCGCCCGUCACGGACGUCCUGGAGUGGGACGAGAAGAAGAUUACAGGUGUCCAGCGCUGGCUCCAUCGCGUACUUCGACUGUCGAGCGCACUGUGGUUUCCCGAUGAGGAGUUGGAAAAGUUCAGAGUCCCACAAAACGUCGACGAAGACACCUACGAGAUUGUGGCGCGUUACCAUCGGAAUGCAGGAAGGACGGGAACCACCCCAACCACGCAAUCAGAGCUCAUCGCUGCCCUCCAUGCCGACGAAGCGAAGCUGUGGUCCAAGACCCAGCAGACCAUUGCCAGCGUCACCGAGUCCUACUCUCACUCCUACUCGAUGAACACCAUCGUUAGCGACCUGAUGACGUUGACCAACACCAUCUGGGACGCCCCACACUCUUCCCGGCUCAUGGGCUGGCUGAAGUGGUCGGCUACCGUGCACCUGAUCCGCAUGGUUGCCCCAAUCGCUCCGGGAGUCGCUGAAGAAGCAUGGCACAACCUGUACCACCACACCUGUCGUCCUAGCGAGCGGAGCAACAUGGUCCCGUCGGUUUUUGCACAUGGCUUUCCUACCGCGCAUGUCGACAUCAUUCCCCACCUCAACCCCACGACUACCUGCGUCGUCCAGGUAGACGGCAAGCGAAAGUUUCAAGUCGAGAUCCAAAAAGCACCCCCCGUACGCCCGCAAGGUGAGACGGCAACACGCGCUCUCGACGUCGUACACCAGGUGUCCCAAACGCCCAAAGGCCAAGAAUGGCUCGCGAGAGACACGGGCAAGCUGUGGUCCAUGAGCGAAACCAAAGAGUCCCAUCCCAAGCAUCCAGCCAUGCCCAGCGACUGGAAGGCCAUCGUCGUCGGCCACAAACUCGUCAACUUCGUCAGCCCCAAGCCGCCCAGAGUGGAAAAUUCGGCCUCGGAAGCAGCUACCCAGCCUCGCGAAUGA